Macrobrachium nipponense is the source of this 3697-nucleotide messenger RNA. It is a transcript of the gene ValRS, whose product is annotated as valine--tRNA ligase-like. Gene Ontology annotation, cellular component: cytosol. The record is from RefSeq and is a predicted model, not a curated record. NCBI's taxonomy places the organism in Eukaryota, Metazoa, Arthropoda, Malacostraca, Decapoda, Palaemonidae. Gene Ontology annotation, biological process: valyl-tRNA aminoacylation. Gene Ontology annotation, molecular function: valine-tRNA ligase activity; aminoacyl-tRNA deacylase activity; ATP binding.
AAGUGCUCGUGCUUCAUUCCUUUGCCGACGGGCUUGUUUGACGUUUAGCAGAUCAGACGUGCACUCUGCUAUAAUCUUUUUUUAAAAAAUGGCAGAUUCUAACGUUCAGAAUGCGGUAGGUGACACAGAAGGCGGAGAUAAACCGAAGACAGCGAAACAGCUGGAAAAGGAAGCAAAGAAAGCUGCGAAGAUGGCUAAAUUUGCUGAGAAACAAGCUAAGGUCGCCGAGAAAAAGACAGCAGAUGGACAGUCUGGAAAGGAAAAGAAACCAAAGAAAGUGGAAGAGAAAAAGGUGAUAACUUAUGACAUUCAGACGCCUCCAGGAGAAAAGAAAAAUGUUGACGUUGAACUUCCAGCCCAAUAUAGCCCUAAGUAUGUGGAAGCUGCUUGGUAUGCAUGGUGGAAGAAAGCAGGUUUCUUCAAACCUGAGUAUGGGAGAAACUUGGAUGAGCCAAACCCUAAGGGCCAGUUUGUCAUGGUCAUUCCUCCUCCCAACGUUACAGGAACAUUGCAUCUUGGACAUGCUUUGACUAAUUCAGUUGAAGAUGCUCUUUGUAGAUGGAAUAGAAUGAAGGGCCGAACAGCAUUAUGGGUACCUGGUUGUGACCAUGCAGGUAUUGCAACACAAGUUGUAGUCGAAAAGAAAAUUAAACGUGAAGAAGGUCUAACACGACAUGAUUUAGGCCGUGAAGCUUUCCUGAAACGUGUUUGGGAUUGGAAGAAUGAGAAAGGUAACUUCAUUUAUGAUCAGUUGGAGAAGAUGGGGUCCUCUUUAGACUGGGAUCGUGUCACUUUCACAAUGGACCCAGGACCAGCAGAAGCUGUAAAAGAAGCAUUUGUGAGAAUGCAUGAAGAUGGAACCAUUUACAGAGCCAAUCGCCUUGUGAACUGGUCUUGUACUUUGAAGUCUGCUAUUUCUGACAUUGAGGUGGAGAAGAAAGAGCUUCCAGGAAGGACAGAAUUAGCUGUACCAGGCUAUAGUGAAAAAGUUGAGUGUGGAGUUCUGAUUCUCUUUUCAUAUGAAGUAGAAAAGACAGGAGAGCGCAUAACAGUUGCCACCACACGUAUUGAGACUAUGUUGGGUGAUACAGCUGUAGCUGUACAUCCAAAGGAUGAGAGGUAUAAACAUCUAAAGGGUAAGAUGCUCGUACAUCCCUUCACUAAUCGAAAGCUGCCUAUAAUUGAAGAUGAAUUUGUAGAGAUGGACUUUGGUACUGGUGCUGUAAAGAUCACCCCUGCUCAUGAUCCCAAUGAUUAUGAAGUUGGCAAAAGGCAUAAUUUGCCUUUUGUAACUAUAUUUACUGAUGAUGGUUACAUCAAAGAGGGAUACAAGCAUUUCACGGGAAUGAAACGGUUUGAAGCAAGAAAGGCUGUUCUUGAAGCUCUGAAAGAUGCUGAAUUAUAUGUGGAAACUAAAGACAAUCCCAUGGUUGUCCCCAUUUGCUCCCGAUCCAAAGACAUCAUUGAGCCAAUGAUAAAGCCACAGUGGUAUGUCAAGUGCUUAGACAUGGCAGAAAAAGCAGUUCAAGCAGUGAAGUCUGGUGAACUAGAAAUAAUUCCAAAGAUGCAUGAAAAAACUUGGUACCACUGGAUGGAAGAAAUGCGUGAUUGGUGCAUCUCACGACAGCUGUGGUGGGGGCACAGAAUCCCUGCAUACCUAGUGUCUGUUAAAGAUGGUCCUGUUCCUGGCUAUGAAGACAGUGAGUUCUGGGUAAGUGGUCGAACAGAAGAGGAGGCUCGACAGAAAGCAGCUAAGGAACUUAAUAUGGCAGGAGAUAAGAUUAUUCUGAGUCAGGAUCCUGAUGUCUUGGAUACAUGGUUCAGUUCUGGACUUUUCCCAUUUUCUGUAUUCAACUGGCCAAACAAGACAAAGGACAUGGAGCACUUUUAUCCAAACACACUCCUAGAGACUGGACAUGACAUUCUCUUCUUUUGGGUUGCAAGAAUGGUCUUCUUCGGGCAGAAGCUUCUUGGAAAGUUACCUUUUAAGCAAGUGUAUCUUCAUGCUAUGGUUCGAGAUGCCCACGGAAGGAAGAUGAGCAAAUCACUGGGCAAUGUAAUUGAUCCACUGGAUGUCAUUCAUGGUAUAACAAUUGAAGAAUUGAAUAAACAGUUGGAGGCAAACACUAACUUAGAUCCUCGUGAGAUUGCCAAAGCUAAAGAGGGUCAGAGACGGGACUAUCCUCAGGGUAUCCCUGAGUGUGGCACUGAUGCCCUUAGAUUUGCUCUUUGCGCAUACACUUCUCAAGGCCGGGAUAUAAACUUGGAUGUCCUUCGUGUCAAUGGGUAUAGGAAUUUCUGCAAUAAGCUGUGGAAUGCAACUAAGUUUGCCAUGAUGAAUCUUGGCAAUGAUUUCAAACCGUAUGAAUCCCUUCAGCACUUGAAAGACAAGGUUCAGGCUGCAUCAACAGGGAAAUCUCUUCAGCCAACUUCGACAUCAUCGAACAACAAUAUUUGUGACUUAGAAAAAUUUUCAAAUAGUUUAACAGAACUUAACAGUUUAUUAGAACAGUUUAGUUACAUAAAUGGAUAUAUUCCAACAAAAGCAGACCUUUAUGUCCUUGAAAGAUUAGGAAAAUCACAAACCCCUCUCUCAGAAUAUCCGCACAUUCUGAGAUGGUACUGUCACAUGUCCAGUUUUACAAGUGCUGAAAGAAGUGCGCUUCCAGGGUCUGUUAAUAAUGCUCUCCCAACCUCUUCUACACGGUUAGGGAAGGAAGGUCAGCUUAGUAUGGUAGACAGAUGGAUGUUGAGUCAACUUGCUGUUGCUGUUAGAGAAUGUAAUGCUGGGUUUGAAGAGUUCAACUUUCCAAGAGCCACUACAGCUUUGUACAACUUGUGGUGGUACCAGAUUUGCGAUGUUUAUCUUGAAUGCAUAAAACCAGUGAUGUACUCUAAAAAUGAGGCAGCAAAGACACUGUGCCGUAAUGUUCUGUACACAGCAUUGUAUGUUGGAUUGACACUUAUCUCACCAUUUAUGCCUUUCUUGUCUGAAGAACUCUUCCAGCGACUUCCACCACGCACCUCCAGUCAGCCACCAUCUAUUUGUGUUACUCCAUACCCAGAACCAGAAGAGUAUGAUAUCUUCUAUAAUGAAGAAGUGGAUGAGAAAUUUAAAUUUGGCCAAAAAGUCAUAAGUGAAGUCAGGUCUGCUAAAGCCAAGUAUGACAUCCCACAUAAAACUAAAGUUGAAAUAACUCUUCAGUCUGGCAAUACAGAAUACAGGGAUACUUUGGAAUCCUUAAUAGAAGAGAUUGCAACCCUGUCUGUUGCAUCUAACAUCUCCAUUUCCACUGACAAGCCCAAAGGUUCAGUUCCUACUCCUGUUAAUGCCGACACUGUUGCUUGGAUGAAGCUUCAGGGUUUAGUUAACUUGAGUAGCUGUCAAGACAAGAUCCAGAAAAAGAUAGACAAUGCUGAGGAGAAGCUGCAAUCACUAAUGGCAGAGAUGGCAAAGGCUGAUUAUGAUAAGGUGCCAGAAGAAAUUCGUUCGAGGAAUACGUCCAAGAAGCUAGAUUUAGAGGCUGAACUUGAACAAAACAGAGAUGCUAUUAAAAAGUUGGAAGCUAUGGAGACAGACUGAAAGGAAAAAUUGUUUUUCCAUAGUUCCUGAUGAAUUUCAAUUCUUUAUACAUUGUUAUUAGCAUCCUAGUAAAUUUUACUAGGGUAUUUUUAUUAAUAAAUCAGAAAUUCUAAA